Panicum virgatum (switchgrass) is the source of this 3169-nucleotide messenger RNA. Its product is annotated as probable inactive leucine-rich repeat receptor-like protein kinase At3g03770. Gene Ontology annotation, molecular function: protein kinase activity; ATP binding; protein binding. The coding region runs from base 421 to 2796 and encodes 791 amino acids. The record is from RefSeq and is a predicted model, not a curated record. NCBI's taxonomy places the organism in Eukaryota, Viridiplantae, Streptophyta, Magnoliopsida, Poales, Poaceae. Gene Ontology annotation, biological process: protein phosphorylation. The transcript is spliced from 8 exons. Gene Ontology annotation, cellular component: membrane.
UUGUGUGUCUGAGAGAGAAAGCACUAGCACGCACUACUGGAUCCUUGUCCGUUGCCUGCUGCUGCUCCCCCAUGUCCAGCUCAGCCUUUGGAGACACCACCUGUCCGUUGCUCCAGUCGCCUCUUUCCUCUGCCACCCCCGUGAUGCACAACGCUGCCGCACUACUAGUACUUGAGUGAGCUCCGAGCGGUGCAAUGCCACGGAACACCGGCAAGCGGCGCAAGAAACACGAAGCUCCACCUGCUGUUUAUCCACCCGCUGUUCUGAUGCCUUCACCAUUGAUCUGAGCUCUGAAGAAGGUUUUCCUGCCCCCUUCAUUGCUGCUUCGGCGACUGCAAGUGCAAGAAGGAGAAACCGAUCCACGAUUAGGCAAAGAGCAGAGUGAAGCAGUAACCACACAGUGUCGUGGAAUCGUCUCCAAUGGCGAGGCCGGGACAUCUCCUGCUUAUCUUCUUCUCGGUGUUUCUUGCGUUGCUCCCGGAGACCACACAGCUCCAGCCUUCGCAGGUAUGGACUCUGAUCAAGAUCCAACAGCUCCUGAACGACCCUCCAAUGCUCAGCCACUGGCGCCACAGCACCGACUUCUGCGGCGGCGCCGGCGGCUUCAUGGGCCCUACGGGCUCGGCCGCCGUCUUGUGCUACGGGGACACCGUGACGCAGCUCCACAUCGCCGCCGCCGCGGGCUCCCCGCCGCUGCCCAGGAACUUCUCCGUCGGCGCAUUGGUCACGACGCUGUCCAGGCUCCCCGACCUCAAGGUGCUCACGCUGUCCAGCAUCGGCCUCUGGGGGCCCCUGCCAGGGAAGCUCGGCCGGCUGGCGGCGCUGGAGAUCGUCAAUGUCAGCGGAAACUUCCUCUACGGCGACAUCCCGAGGGGCAUGUCGCGGCUCGCCGGCCUCCAGACGCUGGUCCUCGAUGACAACUUACUGGGCGGCGAGCUGCCGGCGUGGAUCGGCGCGCUGCCGUCGAUGGCCGUGCUGAGCCUGCGGAACAACACGCUCCAAGGCGCCGUGCCGGAGUCCGUCGGGAGCAUGCCGUCGCUGAGGUCGCUCGUGCUCGCGUCGAACAACCUGUCCGGGAACCUGCCGGACAUGAGCCGCCUGACCAACCUCCAGGUGAUCGACGUCGGCGGCAACUCGCUCGGACCAGCAUUCCCUAAGCUCGGGAGGAAGGUGGUCACCGCGGUGCUGAGCCGGAACAGGUUCGGCGGCGGCCUCCCGGAAGCGCUGGGCUCGUUCUACCUGCUGGAGCGGCUGGACGUGUCCUGGAACCGGUUCGUUGGCCCGUUCACGCCGGCGCUGCUGUCCCUGCCGUCCAUCCGGUACCUCAGCAUCGCCGGGAACAGGUUCACCGGCACGCUGUCCGACAAGACGCCGUGCGGCGACAACCUCCAGUUCGUCGACCUGUCGUUGAAUCUCCUCAUGGGAAGCAUACCAUUCUGCUUGAGAUCACCGGACAGGAAGCCAGGCAUGGUGGUGCUCGACUCGACCAACUGCUUGGACGACAGUGAUGGCUCACAACGCCCCUCACCGUUCUGUCAGAACCAAGCCUUGGCCGUGGGCAUAGUGCCCGGCAAGGAGAAGAAGAACAUUGCCAGGCACGCAGGCUUCGUCGCCGGCAUUGUGAUGGCGGUCCUUGUCGUCGUUUCAGUUGUCGGUUUCAUUGUCUUCCUCGGCGUGAGGAAGGCGGCCAUGAAAGGUGGUUCAAAGGCAAGGACUCUGGCAACUUCAGAGGAAGACAGUUCUUCGACUGGGUACCCUUCCAAGCUGCUCGCUGAAGCACGAUACAUAUCGCAGACGGUGAAGCUGGGAGCUCUGGGGAUCCCAUCAUACAGAUCAUUUUCUUUGGUGGAGCUUGAAGCCGCAACUAACAACUUUGAAAACUCUUACCUAGUGGGACAAGACUCUCUUGGCGAGAUGUACCGAGGAAGGUUAGGGAAUGGCACCCCAGUGACGAUCAGGACCCUGAAGAUCAAGAGGAGCCAGACUACCCAAAGCUUAAACCGUCACAUUGAUACCAUCUCUAGGCUCAGGCAUCAAAACUUGGUCAGCGCUCUAGGACACUGUUUUGAGUAUGAUCUUGACGAUUCCACUGUGACCCAGCUGUACAUUGUGUUCGAGUACGUGCAAAACGGGAACCUUAGGAGCAGGAUCUCGCAAGGAACUGAAGGAUGCAAGCUCACAUGGUCACAAAGGAUAUCAGCUGCCAUCGGUAUUGCCAAGGGUAUCCAGUUCUUGCACGGAGGGAUCAUACCUGGUAUAGUUGGAAAUGAUCUGAGGAUCACCAAUAUUCUUCUAGAUCAGAAUCAUGUUGCCAAAAUCGGCAGCUACAAUAUACCAAUCCUAGCAGAGGCCAUGAAAUCUGAGAAGGGAAACAAGUUCCAAACUGAUAGUCCGAUGUACAGCGAUAAGGCCGACAUCUUCGAUUUUGGGGUGAUCCUACUUGAGGUUGUGUCCGGGAAGACCAUCACAUCCAUGUAUGAGGUGGAUAUACUGAAAGAACUGCUUGCCUGGGCAAUCGCCGACGAGGACCGGGUCAGAAGGAGGAGCUUCGCGGACCCGGCGGUGAGCAAGGGGUGCUCAGACGAGUCAUUGAGGACUGUCAUGGAGAUCUGCCAGAGGUGCCUGGCCAAGGAGCCCGCGCAGCGGCCAUCAGUGGAGGACGUGCUCUGGAACCUGCAGUUCUCUGCCCAGGUGCAGGACGACUGGGAGGUGGAAGCCUGGAGCAGCGGCGCCGGGAGCCCGGUGUCGUCGUCGUCCAGGGUCACCAGGUCAUCUCGGCUGAACUUGAGCAGAUGAUCUGGGUGCUUCUCCAGCAAAGCUCUUAUGAGUCAGGAUCAUCCUGGUUCUAGUUGUGAAGCCACACGAGAAUGCUGCAGACUGGAUCUGAUGAUGGAUCCGUUGAGCCAGCUUACAGCAACUGAAGCUGAUGAAAUGCUGAAACGCCCACCACACCAGGAUGUGCUCACCUCAAAACUACCCAUGGUGCACAAACAACCAAGUGUGCAUUGUUUUUGUUUUGCCAGUGUAUAAACGUUUUCUUUUUUGCUUCCUUUUCUUUAUUGUUUUGCUAUUUAGAAUAGAAAUAAUGAUGUGCCUUUCGUUGAGAGUUCUCUAUAUGGGAGUACAAUAAUGAUUAUACUUGACGCUGGGUAGAGAGUUCUCUUAUUAA